Messenger RNA from Striga asiatica, 1881 nucleotides. Lineage: Eukaryota; Viridiplantae; Streptophyta; Magnoliopsida; Lamiales; Orobanchaceae. The record is from the annotation of a GenBank genome assembly.
UCUUCACACCCUCACACGUCACGAAAGAAAGAACUAUACGACGCUAUUGUCCCUCAUAAGCAUAUAAAAAACAUGACUACGGGCACAAACACAUAGUUGGGAACGCGUCGAAGAAGUUUGACCGCUAUCAAUAUUCAAUAUCCGUCGGGCGUCGGCUGAUUCCUUCAUUCUAUUCAUAUCACAGCCGAUUUUUGAUUUCGCCGCCUCCACUCCACAAAUCAAAAGGUAUUUAUUUAAUCCCGACCCGACCUUCUUCGCCGCAUUCCUUGUUCGUCUUCAUACCUUCCUCUCUGUUUGUUCGAUUCAUCAAUUCUUCAAUUUUACAAUAUAUAUCAUAUAUAAUUGGGUCUUUAAUUUUACAAUAAAAGAAAAAGAAAAACAAUAAUGGCUUCCUUCCUGCAGAGGCCCGUUCUUGCGGCCUCUGCCUUCGCAAUAGCUUCAGUUUCCGCAGACAAACUGAACCCUUUCAUAUCGUUGGAACAAUCAAAUCCUCCUCCUCCUCCCCUUAAACAAACAGAUUUAGAUUUCUCAUGGGUCUCCCUAAUUUCCAUGUCCAAAUUGCCCCAAUUCUCGCUUCUAAACAAAUUUCAUCUUCCCUUGCCCAAUCUGCCCAAUCUACCAACUCCAAUCCUCAACCCUAAUUCCAACCAUUCUUUCGUGUCGUCAUCAUCUCUCGUUUUACUCAAUUCAUACCAAUCUGCCGAUUGGACAAAAUCCGCUAAACCCGCUGCCUAUCCAUACAUCAAACCCGCAUUGCCAUCGGACGUUCUCUACAGAUGGCACUUGCCAGAUCCUAGUACUGUAUCUGGAAAAUCUGGUUGUUUGUCUGCUAAAUCUCGGACAGUAGUUGUUUUGGUGGGAUGGUUAGGCGCUAAACAGAAGCACCUGAAUAGAUAUGCUGCGUGGUACACGUCAAGAGGGUUUCAUGUUAUUACAUUUACGUUUCCAAUGUGGGAGGUUAUUGGGUAUAAAGUGGGUGGAAAAGCUGAGACGGAUGUUGAGCUGCUGGUGGACCAUCUUGCCGAGUGGUUGGAAGAGGAGCAUGGAAAGAAUUUGGUCUUCCAUACAUUUAGUAAUACGGGGUGGCUAACAUAUGGAGUCAUAUUGGAAAAGUUUCAAAAGAAGGAUUCUAGUUUGACGGAUAGAAUUAGAGGCUGCAUUGUGGAUUCUGCUCCUGUUGAUAACCCAGAUCCACAGGUUUUUGCUUGUGGAUUUUCUGCUGCUUUUCUGAAGAAAAACAGUGUUGCAACAAAAGGUUCUGUUUUUGAACCGGAUGUAGAUGUGAAGGAUGGAGAAAGAACCUCCAUUGAACUUAACCCUGCUUUAACUGAGGCAGCUCUGCUCGUCAUUUUGGAGAAGUUAUUUGGGGUGGUGCUGAAUCAGCCUUCCAUUAACCAGAGGCUUUGUGAUGUCCUAAGCCUGUUAAAAUCCAAACAGCCGAACUGUCCACAACUGUACAUUUAUAGCUCUGCUGACAGAGUUAUCCCGGCAACGUAUGUUGAGUCGUUCAUAGAGAAUCAGAGAAAGAGCGGACGUGAGGUCAGAGCUUGUAACUUCAUAAACACUCCACAUGUUGACCAUUUUCGCCAUCACCCAAACUUGUAUUCUUCUCAGCUUACCCAUUUUUUGGAGGAUUGUGUCCUCACAAGGUAGCUGCAAAACUAUGUUGCUAACUCAUUAUUGACUCACUCCAUUCUUUUUUACUUUUUGCUCAUUUUCAUCUCCUGAUUUGUACUUGUAAUAAGUGACAAGGAUACCAGACAGAUAUAUGAAACAUAACUUAUUGACUCUAUAGAGUUCAACAAGCCUUUACUGUCGUACACAGUUAUUUACAUAUGAUUUCUGUUUUCCUCGGUAACUGAGACAGAAUUUUGAAAUUGC